UUCACGCGUUUCGGCAUAUACAUCUCCUCCUCUUAAAUACCUAAUCAAACCCUUUUAAAAUUCUUAUUCCCCAUUUCCACACAAAGCAAGCAACACAACACAACAACAAGAACAAAAACAAAAACGACAAGUUAGCAUAUACGUGUUCACAAGCUUAUUUCAAACCAAUCAUCUCUCAUCAGUCGAACUUCUAGCUUCUAAACCCAUGCCGGAGAUCCAAACUCUCUCCGACAACAACGUCCACAACAGCAACAACACCAAUGCCUUGUUCGGAAAAUACGAGCUCGGGAAGCUACUCGGCUGCGGCGCAUUCGCCAAGGUCUACCACGCACGCGACCUCCGCACGGGCCAAAGCGUCGCCAUCAAGAUCCUCAACAAGAAGAAGCUCCUCCUCGCAAACCCCGCCCUAGCCAACAACAUCAAGCGCGAGAUCUCCAUCAUGAGACGCUUAUCUCACCCCAACAUCGUCAAGCUCCACGAGGUCAUGGCCACGAGGACCAAGAUCUUCUUCGCGAUGGAGUUCGUCAAAGGAGGAGAGCUCUUCAACAAAAUAUCAAAACACGGACGCAUUACCGAAGAUCUCAGCCGUCGAUACUUCCAGCAGCUGAUCUCCGCCGUCGGAUACUGCCACGCGCGUGGGGUCUACCACCGGGACCUCAAACCGGAGAAUCUUUUGAUCGACGAUAGCGGGAGCCUCAAGGUGUCGGACUUCGGACUCAGCGCGUUGACGGAUCAGAUCCGGCCCGACGGGUUGCUGCACACCUUGUGCGGCACGCCUGCUUACGUGGCGCCAGAGAUUCUCUCCAAAAAGGGGUACGAUGGCGCGAAGGUUGACGUGUGGUCGUGCGGCGUCGUUUUGUUCGUUUUAACCGCGGGUUAUUUACCGUUUAACGAUCCGAAUAUGAUGAGCAUGUACAAGAAGAUUUAUAAGGGAGAGUAUCGUUGCCCUAAGUGGAUGUCUCAGGAUCUGAAACGGUUCGUCUCUCGUCUUCUUGAUAUCAACCCCGAGACGAGGAUCACUGUUGAUGAGAUCGUGAAGGAUCCUUGGUUCGUUAGAGGAGGUUUCAAACCGAUCAAGUUCCACGACGAGGUUGAUCUGAAAGGGGUGAAGAGUUUAAACGCUUUUGAUUUGAUUUCUUUCUCGUCGGGAUUAGAUCUCUCCGGUUUGUUCGCCGGUUGCAGCGAGUCAGAGAGGUUUCUCUCCGAGAAGUCGCCGGAGAAGUUAGCGGAGGUGGUGGAGGAGUUCGCGGAGGAGGAGAAGCUGAGGGUGACCAAGGAAGAAUAUGGGUUUGAGAUGGAAGGGCAUAACGGGAAAUUCGUAAUUGGGAUAUAUAUUUCGAGGCUGAACGAUUUGCUUGUGGUGGUGGAGGCGAGGCGGAGAGGUGGAGAUGCUGAUUGCUAUAAAGAGAUGUGGGAUAACAAGCUCAGGGUUAAGCUAAUUAGCGUUUGCGAUCAAACGCCAACCGCGACUGUUUGAAAUGGUAUGCUUUCAAGUCAAACGCCAAAUCGCUGUGGUUGGAACGGCUGGAUUGAUUUGCGUUUUACUACGUUUUUAGAAUUAUCAAUCCAAAAAAAAAGAACAAAGUUAUAUCAACAAAUUACAUUUCUAUUUAUAUACUGUACCAAAUUGUAGGUAUCUAUUAAGGAAAAAAUGUAUUACAAGGCUAAAUUGCAUUUUGUAGAUACUUUACUCCUUUGUAUAAUAUGGAAAAUGGUUUGCUCAGUAACUCAGAUACUUAAAACGGUAA
Messenger RNA from Raphanus sativus (radish), 1748 nucleotides. RefSeq names its product CBL-interacting serine/threonine-protein kinase 11. NCBI's taxonomy places the organism in Eukaryota, Viridiplantae, Streptophyta, Magnoliopsida, Brassicales, Brassicaceae. Gene Ontology annotation, biological process: signal transduction; protein phosphorylation. Gene Ontology annotation, molecular function: ATP binding; protein kinase activity. The transcript has a single exon. Bases 206 to 1477 code for a protein of 423 amino acids. The record is from RefSeq and is a predicted model, not a curated record.